UGACUUCCGACUAUGGACUAAACUAAAGGGAUGUAAACAUUCGUAGUCCUAUUGUAUUUAGAUAGAUCUAUCUAGAUAUCUAGGUCUAGAUCUAAGACUCUUAAGUCUAUAGUCAAGAAAAAAUUAGAUUGGACUGAUGUUAGAUAUAUUAUUAUAAUUAUAUUAUAUGAUGUUUUCACACGAUAGCUUUAAUUUAAGUUUAACUUUAAGUUACGGUUUGAGUCUACAGGACAGUACAGUCAGUAACACCGAGUAACAGUUCAGUUGAGUUAGACGACUUAGACUUAAUUACUAGAUAUAUUAUUAUAGUACUGGCUAGUACUAACUAGUCUCUCAAGACUCAAAGUACAAGACUUCAAUCAAGUCACUUCAAGUUCAAUUACAUAUUGACAAUAAAUGUACAAUUGAUUUUAAAACAAUAAGCCAGAAUUUUUGAACCAAAACAAUGAGUGAUAUUUCAAGAUCUCAUGAAUAUUUAAGCUUCAGAAGCACCAUUCCACAGAGGAAGAUUAUAGUAGAUGAUGACAAUAGCAAAGAGUGGACUUUAUAUGAAGCAGGGCCUAAAACAGUCAAGAGUCCCCUUAUUUGCUUCCCUCCAGCAAGUGGUACUGCAGAUGUUUAUUUCAGACAAGUGUUAGGACUUUCAGCUUUAGGAUAUAGAGUUAUAGCUGUGGAGUAUCCUAUAUACUGGACAAUGAAGGAGUUUGUAGAAGGCUUCAGGAAGCUACUUGAUCAUCUAGUAUUGGAUCGGGUUCAUAUUUUUGGUGCAUCACUUGGGGGAUUUUUAGCUCAAAAGUUUGCUGAACAUAGCUGCCGGUCACAGAGAGUAGCAUCUUUGAUUUUAUGCAAUACCUUUUAUGAUACCACUAUAUUUCAGCAAACAAAUUCAGCACCUACCUUCUGGAUGAUGCCUGCAGUUUAUCUGAAGAAAAUGGUGAUGGGAAGUUUUGAAAGAAGAGCAACAGAACCAGAAAUUGUGGACUCCAUAGAUUUUAUGGUUGAAAAAUUAGAUGGUAUGUCUCAACAAGCACUUGCUUCCAGACUGACAUUGAACUGCAUGAAUUGCUAUGUUGAACCACAAAAACUGAGAGAUGUAGAUAUUCUUUUGAUGGAUGUAUUUGAUGAAUGUGCUCUGUCAUCGGGUGUGAGGGAAGAAAUGUGUAAAUGUUAUCCAGAAGCUAAAAGAGCACAUUUAAAAACAGGGGGAAAUUUUCCAUACCUAAGUAAAAGUACAGAGGUUAAUGUCUUUCUUCAGAUUCAUCUACGCAAAUAUGAUAUGGGCCCUUAUAGAGCUCGUGAACUAACAGAAAAUGAAUUACAAUUAUUAUCUGAGGCAGAUGGUACAUUGAAUAAAUCUUCGUAAUGUGAUACAUUUUGUAUAUAAAUAAAUAAUUUUUUUUUUUUUACUAUAAAAAAAGCUGAAGUCGAGAUUUUCAUGAAAAGAUUUUCCUAUUUUAAAAUAAAAUAGACCAGGUUAAAUGUAUAACAACCGCAUGAUGUACUGUCUCUUCUUUAAGUUAUUUGUAAUUUAAGAAAUGCUAAAUUUUUCAAAUAAUUUUUUUUUGAAAUUAUCUACUAAUGUCUAAAAAACUGAGUUGCAAAGCAUGAAGUCAAUUUGACCAUUAAUAAUUUCUAAAUGCCAAGUGUGGCUAUUAAGCUUUUCUUUUCCUUGUCUAAACUAUCAACAUUUGUAACUCCCCUAUAUAUAUAUUUCCACCAUUUCCUUUAAGUAUAGAUCAGAUAUUUUAACCAUUAAUAAUUUCAAUGCUAAAAAGUAAAGUAUAUAUAGUUAUAUUAGUGUCUAAGAGCAAGAGUAAUACUCUGAUGGUAUUCCCCACUUGUUAGGCUACCUGUUCACUAGCUUUAUAAAUUAGUUUACAGUUUACACCAAAUAUAAUAAAUAAUAGAAAAUUAUUAUUAAUUUUUGUUUGUUUGUGUUGCUGCUUACCUAAUUUAGAAGGCCAGUAGUAAGCUUAGACAAAUCUAGGACCUGUGUAGUCUUCAAAAAUCAACUUCAAUAGAACUAAUGCUAUAAGUAGAACUAGUCAAAUCAUUUAAAUAACUUUAACUUAUUAUCUAUUACAGCUGCUAACUAUUCAUGGAAGCAUAUGCAUUAAAAAUAUGUUUCUGUUUGAAAUUUUUUUUAUUACAGUGAGUAACAUUUAAGUUUCAUUCAAUUUCUUUGGUUCAGUUCAAUGGAUUUUCUUAAAAGACUGUCUUCUUAGCUGAAUUAUUUGAUCUUUCUUGUUUUAUUAAGGUGAUUAUGAUUUUGCAACUUUAUUACUGUAUUAUCUUUUUUGAAAUUACAAAUUUAAUUUGCAUUUGAAUAAACAUUUUAAGUUUGUUGAAUGACUUUUUUUUUUCAUUUUUGUUUAUAGAGCCAUAAGGUAAUUAUGCUUUUACAGCUUUUUAUGUUUUACUUAUACUGCACUAUAAAUCAUUACAGUACCUUCUAUGUUUCAGAGCAACUUUAUUUCUGAUAAUACUCAUAGUUUGAGCAUAUUUCAUUGAACAUUCCUGUUGUAAAGUAUCACCACUUCACCUGUGUAUGAAGUAACUUGUUUUUUUUUUUACUUGUAUUCAAUUUUAAAAUGAUUGUUAAUAGAUAUCUAAAAAUUUAUUUCUCUAAGAUGAGCUUUAAAAUUGAAGUACCUGAAUAGACAAUAAAUUAGUUUUGCUGGUAGCUGACAUUUGAUAAUCAUGUCAAUUAAAUAUUUCUUUGCUUGUAAUCUAAUCAAGAACCUAGUUCUUGAGGGAUAAAUAGAUUCACCUUUUUGUUUUUUUCAAGUAAAAUUUUACUGUUACAUUAGAACAAUUUUUCAUGGAACUAAUAUAAUUCCUCAUUUUAUUUUAACAAAGAUAUAUAUGAUGUUUACUUCAUGUUGGUAGCACAUUACCUUGUCAGCUUACUUCAUUUGACAUCCUAUGCUCCAAUGUUUCUUGUGAUGUUAUUACAUACAUGCUAUACUAUGUUGUGGUUCAGAUUGUGACCACUUCUCCAUUAUUCUUUCACAUCUUUUACACUUAAUUCUAUUUAAAGUGUAAAAGGUUUUAGCUUUAAAUAAAUAUAUGGUCAUUGUUUUUUCCCACCAUUACCUGGUAUUGUUACCCAAUGGAAAAUAAAAUCCAUUCAUCUUGUUGACAUUGUUUUUGCUAAUAUUGUUAUAAAACAGAUUUUAUGUUCCAGCAUUUAUCAUAUACAGUCGUUCCUUCAAAAAAAAAAGAAUGUUAUUUUUUAACUUUGUUUAAUAUACGUCUAGAAGUCCUCAAGAAUGAAAUGUUUUUGUGAGGGAAAGCUCUGUUUGAGUCAAAUUAAUAAGAGACUAGCAUUCUAAAAUCUAAUGUGCAAACAAAAAUACUUUUUUUUUUAUAUAUUCAUUGCCAUAUGGUUACUAUUUUGUUUAUUUCUGGUUUAUUAAAAAUAAAAAAAUGAAUUAAAAAUUACAUUAAGCCAUUCAUAGACAAUUAAAAUUUUACUGACUUUUUAAAAGAACUUUGAUUUGAUGUAAAUUUUAUGCCAAUGAUUUUUUAAAAUGAUAUUAAACACUUAGCUGUCAUUGACUGCUGUUGAUUUUAUUCUGUCUGUCACAUCUAGAUAUUAAAUAAAAGCCUUAUUUAAAGUCUGAUUUCACCAUCUUCUUUAGAAUGCUUGAAAUAGGUGAGGAUACAUUCAACCUCUUUUAUUUUAUACUAUAUGCUUAUUGUAAGUGCAUAUAUUAUUUUAUUAUAAAACAAAAUUUCGUUUGAAGUUUUGGUUUGCAAAUUAUUUUCUCCAAAACUAAAUUCAGUAUUAUAAAUUCAAAGUCACUGUCAAUUUCACUUUCUCAAAAUAGGUGUAAAGACUAUUUAGGAUUCUCCAUAAGUAUGUCAAUUAAAUCAUCUAAUUUUUUUCUGAAAACACAAGCUGUAAUUGGAAUAGUUAAUGGAUUUCAAUUUUCUUGUGCUUGAUUUGUUAUUAAAAAAAUAAAUUGUUUUUUUUUUCAUUGCACUACAAUACUUGACUUCAUCAUCAGGUAUACAGAUUGAGUAACAUGAAAUCACUGUUAUGCCAUAUGAACAGCCUUUUUUAUGUACAUGCAAAAAUUAAUAUUUUUUGACUUUUCAAAGUCAAUUGAUACUAAUGCUUCAAUCAAUAAACAUUACAAUAUUACAAGGAAAUAA
Molecule: messenger RNA, 4161 nt
Organism: Biomphalaria glabrata
Lineage: Eukaryota; Metazoa; Mollusca; Gastropoda; Planorbidae
Product: maspardin-like
Exons: 11
Coding region: 446-1363 (305 amino acids)
Source: RefSeq, a predicted model, not a curated record